Messenger RNA from Rodentolepis nana, 2748 nucleotides. NCBI's taxonomy places the organism in Eukaryota, Metazoa, Platyhelminthes, Cestoda, Cyclophyllidea, Hymenolepididae. The record is from the annotation of a GenBank genome assembly.
AUGCCUAGGCGGAAUACCUCGAUUCACAUCAAGAAUCUUGCUGAUGGAGUUCGACACGAAGAACUCCGCCAUGCCUUCGGAAAAUUUGGAAGAGUUGUUGAUGUUACUGUUCCUGUUAAUUACCAUACAGGAAGACCCAAAGGAUUCGCAUUUUGUACGUUUGAUGACCCUCGCGACGCUGAAGAUGCUGUCUACCAUAUGAACAAGACUCGCUUCGCAGGACGGGAAAUUUCUGUUGAAUUUACAAGAGGAACCAGAAAAAGUAGGUCACUUCUUUCUUUUUUUAUUGUGGCUGUCAGAUCCAUGUUUACCUUUCUUGAGUUAUAUCCAACUCCUGCAGAAAUGCGCGCUCGAGACAGUGGAAGUCGCAGUGGUAGGUCAUGGCGUAGUCGAUCUCGUUCUCGUACACCGCGUAGACGCAGAUCAUCACGCGAUCGAUCGGUUUCACGUGAUCGUCGUAGGCGUCGUGAUGAUUAUCGACGUCAUUCUUUCUCUAGAUCUCCUGAGGAGGAAAAUGGCCGAAAUGGACGUCGCAGAAAUAGCGUAGAUGACCGUCACUCUAGGUCUCCAAGCGCUGGACGUUCGCCUUCACGUGAUGCCUCGAGAUCACCGAGUCCACGUGCCCCUCGCCUCGAAGUCGUUCUGGAUCGCACUAGGUCUUCGCCAGGUGAAACAGAAGUGAGCACGAGGGCUAUUCGAAAGCAACUAGAGUUUUAUUUCAGUGAUGCAAAUCUCUCUCAUGACGGAUUCUUCUUCGCUGAGUUGAAGCGUUCGCCUGAUGAGUCGAUAGGCUUUGAUCUCCUCCUUCGGUGCAAUAAGCUGCGUUCUCUGGGGGCCACCACUAAAGAGCACUUGGUAUUAGCACUUGAACGCUCAAAGUCACUCAAAAUCAAUGAUUUAGGUAUGUGGUGUUGGAGGGAUUUUGCAUUCGUUGUACUUAAGUCCUCGUUUGAGCAUGAGGUCACUUACGAGAUGUGUUCCUCCGUUGUUCCGAGUAUUGGCUGUACUUAUUCUACGCCUUCCUGUAAUGCCGGUGAAAAGAUAGUCCAUUACUUGCAAGUGCCUUAUGGAGUUAGCACCGGUGUCAAGCGUGUGAAGCCGUACGAUUUCACGCGGACUCCCCCGGAUUGCAUCGUCCUUGCGACGGGUCUUAAUUUCCUCAACUCACCUCAUUCACCAUCGAUGGACCAGGGCGAAGACGAUGGCGACGACGUUGAAGAAGUCUUACAAGUAGAUGAAGGUGUUGGAGGAGUGAGCACGGAUGAGGUCAUUAACUUCCUGAAAGAACAACUGAAGGAAUAUACCAAGGUGAAGUACAUUCAUGUUCCACGAUUUAAAACAAGUGGAUCACUCCGCGGUUUCGCAUUUGUUGAAUUUGGAUCAAAAAAUGCUGCCGACAGUGCUCUCUCAGCUUUUGCUCCCACCGAAGAGGAUCUAGUCCGAAUCCCACCCAUGCCAGCCUCUAUUAAGGGCAAGAAGAUGGGUGUGGAGUCAGGUUGGAUGCCCAAGACAGCACCCUACGCUGCUUCGUCGCUCAGCCUGUCGGAGCAGUUGGCACGUCAACUUGUGUGGCGCUGUUGUAGUCGACGUUCGAAACAGGAGAGAGCUGCCUUCCGUCGACUUCUCAACGCGGGAUAUAGAAGACCAAACCCUCUUGACGCGGAAUAUCAUUUGAUAACGGGAGGCUAUACCACCACCUCUACAAACCCUGUCGAAGUGGGGAAGGCGGAGGAGGGAGAGGAGAGAAAGGAACGACUGCGUCUCCUUCCCUACAGCGAUUGGGAGUUGUGGCGCACCCGUUUUUACCAAUGGCAACGCGCCUGGGUGAUUCGGAUGAACUCCAAGGCCGAGAAGUUGACCGCUCAGAUCGAGCGCAAGAUGCGGGCUGUCAAUGUCUCCUCUGCACACAAUCGUCCUCACGUCACUUCACCACCACCACUACCACCUCCUGAGGUGGCAGCGGUGGCGGCCAAUUGUUCGCCUCCUGUCAGACUCGAUCUUCCCAGCAGCUACUUUCCUGGCACUGUCGUUGAGGUUUUCUGGCCAUUGGAGACGGAAGUGAUGAAUCUGGACUUGCGAAAGCAGAUGCGCCACGUGCGGCUUGCGAUUGAAUCGAGCGUACUCCAGCCUUACAAUCUCCUCCAUUCUGUCAUGCAUUUUGACACACAGAGCGGUAAUAGACUGCCGCUGCUCCAUAGACCUCAACACCUCCCCUCCACUUUAAUGGAACCCAACCCACGAACUGCUUGUGUGUAUAUUCGAUUCAAGGAACCUCAGGAGGCGAAGGCCUUCGUCUGUGCGAUUGCUGAAACCGGCACCGGCUCCUCCCAGGUGCUGAAGCACCUUGCCAUUAGUUACACUUUACCUGGAAGCUUCGAAUAUACUCCCAAUCCCCCACAUUCAUUCGUGCAUUCUUGUCUGCAACGUCUUCGUCGUACUGCAGCCAAACAUUUUAUUAGGCUUGGAAAUUACAGAAUUAACUUCUGGAAGAGAUCUUGGAAAUACUCUUCCUUUUCUUAUGGGCUAUACACGUUAUUUUGGUACUCUUUUCUAGAUAGUGGAGAUGUCGAAGGUGCUUGGCGAAGACGCGGUGGAUGUUCAGCGGAGAUCCUUGAGGGUGAGCGUGAGGAGGAGUACUGUGCGGCUAUCGCAGCCUCCAAAGCUGGCGCCGCGGAGCGAAGACGCCGAACGCAAGCUGCCAAGCGUCGCAAAAAGGUCAAGAGUCAAAAGACUGUCGUAUCCCAAUAG